Molecule: messenger RNA, 825 nt
Organism: Funneliformis geosporum
Lineage: Eukaryota; Fungi; Glomeromycota; Glomeromycetes; Glomerales; Glomeraceae
Source: the annotation of a GenBank genome assembly
AUGUCCCAAGGACGUAAAGUUAUCGUUUUAACAGGUGCUAACUCAGGUUUAGGCUAUGAAACACUAAAACUAUUGAUACAACAUUCAACGCCAUAUCAUUUUAUUCUCGCUGUACGUAAUAUUCCAGCAACGGAAAAGGCCGUUUUAGCGUUAACAAUUCCGCCACAACAUAAAAUUGAAAUAUCAAAACUUGAUUUAUCAUCAUUUACUUCAAUUAAAUCAUUCGCACAAGGAUUACUUACGAGAGAUUCAACUCUUCCUUUAAAUAUACUAAUAUUAAAUGCCGCAACGAUUAAAUCAACAUUUAAUUCUUUCAUUUCUAGAAUUAUUUUUGUUAAUAGUUCUUUACAUAAACAGAGUGAAGAGCAUAAAAAUUUUGAAAGUUUGGAUGUAAAAAAUUUAAAUGAUAGCAAAGGUUAUGAUGGUCUUUUAUUUUAUAGGCAUUCUAAAUUAGUUCAGAUGUUAUUUUUUAAUCAAUUAAAUAAGUUACUAGAAAGAGAAGAAAAGGAGAAGGUUUCUUUGAUUGCUAUUGAACCUGGAUUCAUGCCUCAAACUGAUCUGUCAAGGGAAAGUGCCAUAUACAUUAAACUUUUAAUGAAAUAUAUUCUUCCCUUAGCUCCUUUUGCUAGGACACCAGAGCAGGGAGGAACGGUAAUUGUUUAUGCAUCAACGUCACCGGAACUUGAAAAACAAAGCGGAUUAUAUAUUAAUAAAUGUUGUAAGGUUGACAAAGCAAGUGAAGAUAGUUAUAAAGAAGAUUUACAAAAAACUUGGUGGAAUAUUAGUUGUGAUUUAACCGGUUUAUUAGAAAAAAAAUUACUAUGA